Diachasma alloeum is the source of this 1571-nucleotide messenger RNA. It is a transcript of the gene CSN4, whose product is annotated as COP9 signalosome complex subunit 4. The transcript is spliced from 7 exons. Lineage: Eukaryota; Metazoa; Arthropoda; Insecta; Hymenoptera; Braconidae. Bases 145 to 1377 code for a protein of 410 amino acids. The record is from RefSeq and is a predicted model, not a curated record. Gene Ontology annotation, cellular component: COP9 signalosome; cytosol.
CGACAUUCACAGGGAAAACAAUAAUUACUGGGGAUUGUUGAGAAUUUCGGGGUGACAACGACCCGAGAGCUCUCUUCGAUCAACAAAGGGGCGAAGGAGGGGAAAAACAAAAACGUUGUGUACAGCUGAGACAGUCAUUCAAAGAUGGUGACUGUGGGCUACGUGCGUCAACAACUCACGAGUUUGGCACAUUCCGGCGGUUCCCACAAGGAACAGGCCGACAAGUACCGAGCCAUUCUGGAUGAGAUCCUCUCGUCCUCUGGGGAUGAGCUCGUUGACACACUGAAGAUCUUCAUCGAAGCUAUUGUCAACGAAAAUGUGAGUCUUGUGAUAUCGAGGCAGGUCCUGACGGACGUCAGCAAUCGACUCCUACAUCUCCCGGAUGAAAUAUCAAAAGCUGUUUCACAUUACACGUUAGACAAGGUUCAACCUAGAGUAAUUUCCUUCGAAGAGCAAGUAGCCAGUAUCAGGCAGCACCUGGCAGACAUCUACGAGAGAAACCAGAACUGGCGAGAAGCUGCGAACGUUCUCGUGGGCAUCCCCUUGGAGACUGGCCAGAAGCAGUACACAGUUGACUACAAGCUCGAGACCUACCUCAAGAUCGCCAGACUCUACCUCGAGGACGACGAUCCUGUCCAGGCGGAGGCCUUCAUCAAUCGGGCCUCAUUGCUUCAAGCAGAGUCCAAGAAUGAACAGCUCCAAAUUUACUACAAAGUCUGCUACGCCAGGGUCUUGGAUUACAGGAGAAAGUUCAUCGAGGCUGCCCAGAGAUACAACGAAUUGUCUUACAGAUCGAUUAUUCAUGAGGAUGAACGCAUGACUGCCCUGAGAAAUGCUCUGAUCUGUACUAUUCUUGCUUCAGCUGGACAACAAAGAAGCAGAAUGUUGGCUACCCUCUUCAAGGACGAGCGUUGCCAGCAGCUCCCAGCCUACGCAAUCCUGGAGAAGAUGUACCUAGACCGUAUAAUCCGUCGUUCAGAGCUCCAGGAGUUCGAGGCACUGCUGCAGCCCCACCAGAAAGCCUGCACAACCGAUGGUCUGGGCUCCACCAUCCUCGAUCGAGCAGUGAUCGAGCACAAUCUCCUCUCGGCCAGUAAAUUAUACAAUAACAUAACUUUCGAGGAGUUGGGAGCACUUCUGGAGAUUCCCCCCAUGAAGGCCGAGAAAAUUGCCAGCCAGAUGAUCACAGAGGGUCGAAUGAACGGAUACAUCGAUCAGAUCGAUUCCAUCGUUCAUUUUGAAACUCGUGAGAUUCUCCCCACCUGGGACAAGCAGAUCCAGUCCCUGUGCUACCAAGUCAACCAAAUAAUCGAAAAAAUUGCUCAAACCCAGCCCGACUGGAUAGCAAAAGCCAUGGAGAACCAGAUGGUCCAUUAACGCAGGUACAACAAUGUCAAAAAAUCUCCCUACUCAUCUCAAAUUUUCAAAUAACCCUGGCAUUACCGAUUUAACCAACAAUUGCAUUACUUUUCCCCCCGAAAAUUUCAAACUCGGCUUGAGGACAAAAUCAGUUGUCAUCGCAAAAACCACGUGUUCUUUUUUAUGUAAAUAAAUGAAAGAUUUACCAUAAA